AGCGUCCCCCCUCCCGCCGGAAGCGCCUUGAUGGACAAGAGUUUAAGAAGCUGCUUGAGCCGCUGAGCUUGUCCAGCAAUGUUGUCCACAGAUCCUAUAGCAGAGGUAGAGGACCUGUAGAGGAUCUUUGACGUUGUCUACGUUUGUGGACGACAGGUUGCCACCCAACCGGAAGUGGUGCGGGCGGGCGGGGAUGUAGCUGUGAAGAGCAGGGUUUAGGAGCCGUUGCUGUGCACAGAGAGACGGGGACGUGAGCAGAGAUUGAGGGCGGCCAGGGUGCCGGUGAGCCCUCCCCCCCUCCCCAUCUGCUCGGUGUGCGGGGGGCUGAGCUUCGAUGGAGGACCACAUGACGGGGCACAACAAGGAGAAGCGUUAUGAGUGUGACGUGUGUGGCAAGGCCUGGCAGAGCCCGAGCGAGCUGGAGAUCCACCGGCGGGUGCACACGGGAGAACGCCCCUUCAACUGCUCGGAGUGUGGCAAGAGCUUCAUCAGCUACAAACCCUGCAUCGGCACAACCGCGUGCACUCCAGCGAGAGGCCCUUCACCUGCAACUACUGCGGCAUGAGCUUCAAGAUGGCGCAACACCUGAAGGGACACCGGCAGGUGCACACGGGCAAGAAGCCCUACGGCUGCUCCACCUGCGGCAAGAGCUUUGCCCGGUUGUCAGGGCUAAAGCGGCACCAGCUGGUGCACAGCAGUGAGCGGCCCUUCACCUGCUCUGACUGCGGCAAAGGCUUCAAGUCGUCGCUGAACCUGAAGGAGCACAGGCGCCUGCACACUGGGGAGCGGCCCUACAGCUGCAGCGAAUGUGGCAAGAGCUUCACCCACUCCUACAAACUGCUGGUGCACCAGCGCACCCACACCGGCAAGCACCCCUACACCUGCGCAGAGUGUGGCACGGCCUUCACCCGCUCCAUCUAUCUGCUGUCCCACCAGCGGGUGGACGCCGGCGACCGUCCUGCCCCCAGCCCGGUGUGUGGAGACUGCUUUUCCACGGCCUCCCACGAUCUGAUUCACCAGCGCGUGGACACCAGUGGCCCGCCCUACGACUGCCCGUACUGCGGUGAGCAGUUUGACAGCCCGCGGGGGUUGCGGCAACACCGGCGGACCCACGUCGGCGAGCAGCUGCUCCCACUGUGACAAGAGAGCACAGGAGCUGCAGGAGCAUCAGCGGCAACAUACUUUGUGUGCGCUGAGUGUGGCAAGGGUUUCACCCGCUUGUCCAGCUUUUGGCAGCACCGGCGUACCCACAGCGGUGAGCGUCCCUUCCCCUGCCCGUCCUGUGGUAAGGGCUUCACCCGCCUUGACCACCUGCUGGAGAGCGAGUCCACACCGGCCAGCGCCCCUUCACCUGCCCACUCUGUGGCAAGGCCUUUGCCCGCUCCUCCAGCCUGCUGGCACACCGCCACAUGCAUAGAUAGGUGCUGUUUCGGUUGACACAAAAUGCUGGAAGGAAUGGGUGACGUUUCGGGUAGUUUUUUCAGUCACCCAUUCCUUCUGUCCAGAGAUGCUGCCUGUCCCGCUGAGUUACUCCAGCGUUUUGUGUCCUUUUUUGUAAACCAGCAUCUGCAGUUCCUUGUUUUUAAACCAUUCUGGUUAACCAUCUCUGCACCUUCCCCAAAGCCUCCACAUCAGUCCUGUAAUGGAGUGACCAGAACUGUAUACAAUACUCCAAAUGCUACCUGACCAAUGUCCCUUAAAGCUGCACAUAUACAUCCCUCU
Messenger RNA from Leucoraja erinaceus (little skate), 1722 nucleotides. RefSeq names its product zinc finger protein 214-like. Bases 562 to 1140 code for a protein of 192 amino acids. Gene Ontology annotation, molecular function: DNA-binding transcription factor activity, RNA polymerase II-specific; RNA polymerase II cis-regulatory region sequence-specific DNA binding. The record is from RefSeq and is a predicted model, not a curated record. The transcript has 2 exons. Gene Ontology annotation, biological process: regulation of transcription by RNA polymerase II. Lineage: Eukaryota; Metazoa; Chordata; Chondrichthyes; Rajiformes; Rajidae.